AUGGCGAAACGGAAGUCUUGGAAGUCCUUUCAGUGGACUUUCCUGUUGCUGUUGGCCUUUGCCCUGGCAUUUCUUUGGUUCGCAUUGCACCGGGAGCUUUUAACCGAGAAGCCGCAGACUGUGGAAGCCGAGCAGGAAGCCGAGGGCACAUCGAUCCGAGCAUCGGAGGUGUCCAGUGCGAGAGCAGAGGUGUCCAGUGUCCAGGCGCCCUCCAAGCACCCCGAAGCGGUGCCGCUGGUCCCGGCGCCGCCGGUCCCAGCGCCGACCGCAGAGCAACGCGCGGGUGCCGGGCGCAAGGAGCCGCGCGCGGAACCGCGCGCGGAGCCGCGGAGCGACGUAUUGACGGUGGCCUUGGCUGCGGAGAUGAAGCAACUCGAUGGCGUCCUGGUGGUGAUCAACUCCGCAGUCAGCAACGAAGGUGGGCGCGCCUCGAAGCUGCAGUUCCGGAUCUUGACGACCGAGACGGAUGCUGUGCCACUGGUGGAACAAGUGAAGCAAAGGCUCAAGAGGCCGUCGUUGGAUAUCGAAGCGGUGAAUUUCGAACCCUGGUACCCCCGCAUAGGCAAGCUCCUGGGAGGCAAAUCUUCUGCGAGGAAGGAGUUGUUUGACGCCUUGAACUUCGCGGCAUUUUACCUCCACGAAGCGCUGCCCGAUGCGCCUGGCGGACGCGUCCUGUAUUUGGACACGGACGUGGUGGUGACAUCGGAUUUGGCUGAGCUGGCCUCGUUCAAUUUGCACGGCUUUGCAGCUGGUGCAGCAGAGGAUUGCUCACAGCGGAUGGGCAAAUAUUUGGACUUUGAUCGCAUGCGGUCCAAGGCGCUCCAAAGUGAGCUGCCAAAAGGGCUCCAAGCCAGAAAGAAGGGUUGUGUGAUCAAUCGUGGCGUGGUGUUGUUGGACCUUGCAGUUUGGAAGUCUCAGAACAUCACGGGCAUCAUUGAAGAAUUGGUGCGAUUGCAUCUCACCAAAGGAAAAGGCCCUCUGUGGCGCGCGGGCGUCUCCCAGCCGCCCUUCCUGAUCGCGCUGGCGGGAAAGUACUAUGACCUGGGUGCGGAGUUCAACGUGCGCGGUCUGGGCCGUGGAGAUAUUGCGCCUGAAGAGGUGGACUUCCACAAAAAGAGGAGGCAGUGGGACCCGUACUUUGACAAGUUCUUGUACAAGUGCAAAUUCCACUGCUGCCCAGGAUGUAAAGGCUGGGCUUUGUCACCCUACAUCUCAGCCUUGGCGCAGAAGGCGAAGAUUUUGCACUUCAAUGGCCGGCUGAAGCCCAGCCACGCCGGGAAGCGUGGCCUCGAGAGAGUGGCGCCACCCGGUGAUCUAGGGGAGGCCGGGAGGGUGACGAGCGCGCUGCUCGUGAACAACGGCCGCUGUGCAGCUGUGGAAAGCAGAGUGCGCUGGACUUUGGUGGCAGUAUCUGCCGGAGUGAAAAUGACAUGCCAGGCUGCCCAGCAGUGUGAAGUCCAAGCAGACAGUUCUGAACUGUCAUGCCAGAAGCACUUGUUCUCCUUGCCGGAAGGGGUGGUGUAUCUCAAUUGUGCCUCGCGAUCGCCCAUGCUUCGCUCAGUUGAAGAAAUAGGUCACAAGGCGGUCUCCUUAAAGAACCAUCCCUGGCGCAUUGCGGAUGAUGGCAUUGCAGACCAAGCUGCUUGGCUUCGCGUUCGAGCGCAGUUCGCCCGGCUUGUUCACUGUGAUGCCAAAGAUGUGGCUUUGGUGCCCUCGACCUCCUAUGCGAUUUCUCAGGUGGCUCACAACAUUCUCAAGCUCGGUCACAUUCGAGCAGGCGAAGCAGUCAUCAUUCUCCAAGAUCAAAUGAGUUCCAACGCUCCCUGGCGACAAGAGUUUUAUGAUGUUUACGCCUGGCAACGCCUUUGCCGUGAGGCCUCAGCGCGGCUGGUGGCCGUGCCACGAGGACGAUCGGAAUCUCAAUGGAAUAAAGCUUUGGAAGAGAGCAUCCGUGCAGAAACUGCUGCAGGCCAUCGGAUCGCUGUGUGUGCGGUGCCGCACUUCUUGUGGACCGAUGGGUCUCCGGUGGAUCUUCCACACUUGAGGAAGGCCGCGAUCUCCACGCCCGGUGGGGGUUGCGGGGUUGAAACCAUCGAGCCGGAGGGAGAUAGGGCCAGCAGCCCCCGGGAACCGGGUGACCACCGUGCGUUCGGCGGUUCGGACCUCGCUGCGCAGCUCUUGGACGACGCGGCCGGUGUGGUUCCCAUCCAUGUGAAGGAUUGGAAGAUCGAUUGGCUGGUGCCCAUGGCCGCAGAAGUUUACGCGGAGCCGGCCUGUUCCGUGCACAAGUGGCUCUUCGGACCCUACGGACUCUCCUUGGCUGCUCGCUCGGGUCCGCGUGCGCGGUGGGAAGUGGACAGAACAUCGGACGGCAGGCCCUCACUGAAGACGAAGCAAUUGACCUUUGUCUCCCAUUCGCGGAUGCAGAGGGAGGUCUAUGCCUCUGAAGAAUGGAGUAAUGAUGCGAAGACAGAGCCUAUCGUUCAGGAUGAGCACAACCGCCUGGGCGCGGAUGGUGACGUUUGCUUGGCCUUUGACCUGGCACGCCCCGGUUACUCGGAAACCUUCCAGAACGGCGCCAAGAAGUUUGAUGCUGGUGGGAGGAUGAAUCCGAUUCUUUUGCCAAUGGUUGCUGGGGCCCUUGAACAGGCACUACGUGGGUCUGGAGCCGCUGGAAGAAGCAAGCUUGGAGCGAGCAAGUAA
This is a messenger RNA of Durusdinium trenchii, 2703 nucleotides long. The record is from the annotation of a GenBank genome assembly. NCBI's taxonomy places the organism in Eukaryota, Dinophyceae, Suessiales, Symbiodiniaceae.